AUGGCGAACCCUCUCGAUACCGAUGCAGGCUCUGAGCUCUUCAGCAGCUACGAAGCCGAGCUUAAACUCGUGCAGGCCGAUUUAGAUCAAAAGCUCGACCAGCUCCCGGAUCUAGGUGGAGAGCCCCGAAAGGCUGCCAUCAGUCAGGCAGAGCGAGCAUUAGAGGAGGCCAGCGAGCUUCUCGAUCAGAUGCGCCUGGAGAAGCAGAACAUUCCCUCGGCGACCCGUACAAAAGUCAACCAGCGCUUCCGGAACCACGAAACCGAUGUUGAUGUUGCGAAACGAAAAUUGCGGACGCUGUCCGACGAUCGAUCCGCGUUAUUUGGAUCCCGCUACUCGGAUAAUCCGAAUGACGUUCAGCUAGAACAGCGGCAGCAACUCCUGUCAGGGACGGAUAGACUUGAUCGUAGCUCGCAGCGAUUGAAAUCUAGUCAGGCCCUAGCAAAUGAUACCGAGGCUAUUGGAGCGAGCACCCUUGCCGAUUUGCAUAGGCAGAGGGAAACUAUUCAGCAUACUGGUGAUGUGCUGAUGGAGAGUGAGGGAUAUGUGGAUAGGAGUGUGAAGACGUUAAGGGGGAUGGCGCGUAGGAUGGCUACAAAUCGGAUUAUAACGGUCUGUAUUAUCACAGUUUUGGUACUUCUUAUUCUUGCUGUUAUUGUUAGCAAGUUCAGAUAG
Molecule: messenger RNA, 675 nt
Organism: Venustampulla echinocandica
Lineage: Eukaryota; Fungi; Ascomycota; Leotiomycetes; Helotiales; Pleuroascaceae
Exons: 3
Coding region: 1-675 (224 amino acids)
Biological process (GO): Golgi to vacuole transport; macroautophagy; intra-Golgi vesicle-mediated transport
Cellular component (GO): SNARE complex; Golgi apparatus; late endosome membrane
Molecular function (GO): SNAP receptor activity; SNARE binding
Source: RefSeq, a predicted model, not a curated record